GGCGGUGUGUUUCUCCUCUGGUGAUGUUUGUUUUUAGCAGAGAGCAUUUUACACGAUGGAGCUGCCGGAGACGAUUAGAAAACGUCUAGAAGACUUUUCACGGACUGUGUUAUUUGACCAGAGUCGGACGCAGCCUUUCACAAAGGAGAAUGACACGUUUUUGCCACACGACAAGCGGGUCUUGUCUAGUCUCCACCUCCAGAUGUCUCUGUACUUCAACAUGUGGUUCUUCCCCCUGUGGUGGAUCAGUGAAACUGUGAUGCUGCACCUCAAGUAUCCUGCCUUGCCAGACUACUACAAGUUCAUCCUUGUCACUGUUCUCAUCGUGAUGACUCUGAUCGAGGCCAUCAGACUCUUUCUUGGUUAUGCUGGGAACCUGCAAGAAAAGGUCCCAGAGUUGGCUGGAUUUUGGCUGCUGAGCAUCCUGCUGCAGUUUCCACUCAUCCUGUUUCAGCUCUUCAAUGAAGCCAUUCUCAUACAACCCCUGGAGAGGGGUGUUCACAUAGUUCUCGCCUUGUUCAUACUCACACAGACCCUCUCUGGUUUUGUGGCGCUCCGGGACAUGGUCAGACACAAAGAGAGUCAAUUUCAUCUCCGGCACUUUGACUGAAUUCUGAGGCAGACAUCCCUGCAUCACCCUGACACACUGGGACACAUCCUUACAACAACAAAAAUAAUGUCACUUUUUCUAUUCCAUGUAGUACAUAUAAUAAAACAAAUGUUGUCCCUGUUGUUGAGUAUUUAAGAAAAAAACAUUUGGACAUAUUUAUUUUUAUAUUUUAUAGUCAAUGGGAUUGUAUUUUUUAUUGAUUUACAAUAAAUAAAAUUCAUAUAACACGAAAUGUGUAUAAUUUAUUAGCCAGCUAAUGUACUGAAACGUUGACUUUGUGUUAGUUUGCUCCAGUGUUGGAGAGUAACUAAUCACAGUAAUUAAAUUAUUAUUUUUUUAAAUUGUAAUCAUUUACAGAGGAAAAAAUCUGUAAUUAAAUUACAGUUACUAAUCAAAAUGUUGGUGAUUGCAAAGGAUUUACAUACGAAAAAAAUCAGUAGAAAGUUUAAAUGCUGAAUAAAACAUUAAUUCUGUUGCUUUUCAUCUUUUUGCCAUGCAGUAAUGCCUUCUUGUUCUUUUCAGCUUCAUAGUCCUGUUUAAAACAUUUGUUAGAAAAAAAUCAAUUGUAAUAAGAUACAUUACUCUGAUGAGAUAAUUUAAAUGGCUACAUAACUUGUUACAUUUUUAGCAGGGUAAAUAAUAAUCUCUGACAUAUUACAUUUUAAAAAUAACCUUCCCAACACUGAUGUUUAUUCAAGCACAUAGGUUUGUCAACACUGCAGAAAAUAGAUUGCAGCAUUGUUGUUAACAUUGCAUGCAAAAACAACUUUUUAAAGAGUUUCUGUCAUUUUGUUUAAAUGGAAAGGGAGCAUGUUAAUAAACAACAGAGAUUGUCAUCUGAAUUUCAUUUUUUAGGAUUACUACUAGAGGGUUUCACUUCGAUCCAGACGGUGGGCCUGGGAAAAUCUGGAAAGGCCCGUACUCAUGAGUACUCAUGUCAGGAUUUCACUAACCUAUCAAUGAGCCAGCAGCUUUGUAUCCAUCAAUGGAGAGCAUUUAACCCGCAUGACUGAUCAGCUGUUUCUGCUGUCACAAAAGCCUUUUGUUUUGUUCUCUCAAUGUUUAAUCUAUAUCAGUGCAUUUCUGAUAUUUUCUCUUGAUACUGUGUAUGUUGAGAGUUUGAAAUAAAGACUUACUGCUCCACUCAUGA
Molecule: messenger RNA, 1760 nt
Organism: Plectropomus leopardus (leopard coralgrouper)
Lineage: Eukaryota; Metazoa; Chordata; Actinopteri; Perciformes; Serranidae
Gene: tmem17
Product: transmembrane protein 17
Biological process (GO): non-motile cilium assembly
Cellular component (GO): ciliary transition zone
Source: RefSeq, a predicted model, not a curated record